AUGUCGACCAACAUUUAUAUCGACGAGGACGUUGGCAGAGACGAAUCUCCUGCCAACGGUACCGAGGCCGCUCCCUACAAGACCCUCGUUCACGCCUUUUUGGAACACGCUCCCACCACCGAGGGCAUCCAGUACUUCACCCGCAAGUCCCAGACCGAUGCCGCCGGCGAGGAUGUCGACCCCGCUGCCAAAUUGGAGUGGAAGCCCGCUACCAAGUCCGCCUUGAAGAAGGCCACCAACCUGAUGGAUCAGCGCAAGAAGAAGGCUGCCAAGGAGCACGAAUUGGCCAUCCGCGAGAAGGCCGAGGCCGAGAAGCGCCAGAAGGUCCUUGAGGAGGCUAAGAAGGUCGUCAUCAAGGAGGACACUUCUCUCCCCAAGCCUGUCCGCAUUCGCCUGGAUGUCACCGACCCUGCCACUGUCAAGCUCCGCUCUACCGAAUCCGAUGAGCCUGGCACCCGUGUCCGCGUUCUUGGCCGCGUCCACCGCAUGCGCGCCCAGAAGGACUACGUCUUCAUCACUCUGACCGACGGAUACGGAUACCUCCAGUGUAUCCUGACCGGCGACAUGGUUAAGACCUUCGACAUCAUGACCCUCACCCUCGAAACCUCCAUGGCCAUCCACGGUGAGAUGCGCGCUGUGCCCGCUAAGCAGCACGCUCCCAACGACCGUGAGCUGCACGCCGACUUCUUCACCAUCAUCGGCCGCGCCGCUGGUGACAAGGAAGCCAUCACCACUCGCGUGGCGCCGGACGCCGACCCCCAGACUCUGUACGACAACCGUCACCUCGUGCUGCGCGGUGAGACCUCCUCUUCUGUCAUGAAGGUUCGCGCCGCCACUCUGCGCGCCUUCCGCAAGGCCUUUGAGGGCCACCGCAUGCUGGAGGUGACACCUCCCGCCAUGGUGCAGACCCAGGUCGAGGGUGGUAGCACUCUCUUCGGUUUCGACUACUAUGGCGAGAACGCCUACCUAACACAGUCCUCUCAGCUGUACCUGGAGACCUGUCUCCCAUCCCUGGGCGACGUCUUCUGUGUGUGCCCAUCGUUCCGUGCCGAGAAGUCCCUGACCCGCCGUCACCUGUCAGAGUACACCCACAUCGAAGCCGAGCUGGACUUCAUCACCUUCACCGAUCUGCUCGACCACCUCGAGGAAAUGAUCUGCAGCGUCAUUGACCACGUUCUCGCCGAGCCCGAGAUUGCCGGCUACAUCAAGCAGCUCAACCCCGAUUUCAAGCCCCCAUCCCGUCCUUUCCGUCGCAUGAAGUACGACGAUGCCAUCGCCUGGUUGAUCGAGCACGAAAUUCCCAACGAGGAGGGCCAACCCCACAAGUUCGGUGAUGAUAUCGCUGAGGCUGCUGAGCGCCGCAUGACCGACAUCAUCAACCAGCCCAUCUUCCUGACCCACUUCCCCGCCGAGAUCAAGGCCUUCUACAUGAAGAAGGACCCCGAGGACCGCCGCGUCACCGAGAGUGUCGACGUGCUCAUGCCCGGUGUUGGUGAGAUCGUCGGUGGAAGUAUGCGUAUGGACGACUGGGACGAGUUGAUGAACGCCUACAAGCACGAGGGCAUGGACCCCAAGCCCUACUACUGGUACACUGACCAGCGCAAGUACGGUACCUCCCCCCACGGUGGCUACGGUCUCGGUCUGGAGCGUUUCCUCGCCUGGUUGUGUGCUCGCUACACCGUCCGCGAUUGCUCCUUGUACCCUCGCUACACUGGCCGUUGCACGCCUUAA
Messenger RNA from Penicillium antarcticum, 1731 nucleotides. RefSeq names its product asparagine--tRNA ligase DED81. NCBI's taxonomy places the organism in Eukaryota, Fungi, Ascomycota, Eurotiomycetes, Eurotiales, Aspergillaceae. The transcript has 2 exons. Gene Ontology annotation, molecular function: ATP binding; nucleic acid binding; asparagine-tRNA ligase activity. Bases 1 to 1731 code for a protein of 576 amino acids. Gene Ontology annotation, cellular component: cytoplasm. The record is from RefSeq and is a predicted model, not a curated record. Gene Ontology annotation, biological process: asparaginyl-tRNA aminoacylation.